Messenger RNA from Formica exsecta, 2077 nucleotides. RefSeq names its product phosphoglycerate kinase (gene Pgk). Gene Ontology annotation, cellular component: cytosol. The coding region runs from base 243 to 1490 and encodes 415 amino acids. Gene Ontology annotation, molecular function: ADP binding; phosphoglycerate kinase activity; ATP binding. The transcript has 5 exons. Lineage: Eukaryota; Metazoa; Arthropoda; Insecta; Hymenoptera; Formicidae. Gene Ontology annotation, biological process: gluconeogenesis; glycolytic process. The record is from RefSeq and is a predicted model, not a curated record.
UACAUCGUGUAUUGCGAAGAAUUACGGGGGGUCGCCACGUUCGACGACCUUGCUUUGACUUUGGAACAUCGAUACGUCGCGAUUUCAACUCUUCCCCGCGGUUAGAUUUAUCCAACAGGAGUCAACUACGUGACGUUACUUGUCCCAUUAAUAAAGAUUUAACGAGUCUCGUUGUAUCCAGUAGUAUUCGCUUUCUCUUCAGAAAUAUUGCGGCAAGUAGAACUACAAAGAGAAGCAUCAUUAUGGCGCUCAACAAGCUCAGCAUUGAUAAAAUUGAAUUGACGGAUAAAAGGGUGCUUAUACGAGUCGACUUCAAUGUACCGUUAAAAGAAGGAAAGAUAACGAACAAUCAGAGAAUCGUUGCUGCAUUAGAUACUGUGAAAUAUGCCAUCGAGAAGAAAGCCAAGUCGAUCGUUUUAAUGUCCCAUUUAGGACGACCUGAUGGGAAGAGGGACGAAAAGUAUACAUUGAAACCUGUGGCCGAGGAAUUGAAGACUCUAUUAGGAAGAGACAUUUUGUUUUUAAAUGACUGUGUUGGAUCUGAGGUAGAAGCUGCUUGCGCAAAUCCAACACCUGGUACUAUUAUCUUGUUAGAAAACUUGAGAUUUCACAUUGAAGAAGAAGGCAAAGGAGUAGGUCCCGAUGGAAGUAAGGUUAAAGCUGACAAAGAUAAGGUUACAGAAUUUAGAGCAUCUUUAAGAAAACUAGGAGAUGUAUAUAUAAAUGAUGCCUUUGGAACUGCUCAUCGUGCUCAUAGUUCCAUGAUGGGAGAUGGAUUUGACAUAAGAGCAAGUGGUUUUCUGUUGAAAAAAGAACUGGAAUACUUUGCAAAGGCUCUAGAUAAUCCAGAAAGACCAUUUUUGGCUAUACUUGGAGGAGCUAAGAUUGCUGAUAAAAUUCAAUUAAUUAACAAUUUGCUAGAUAAAGUAAACGAAAUGAUUAUUGGAGGUGGUAUGGCCUAUACAUUCUUAAAAGUGUCCAAAGAUAUGAAAAUUGGAAAUUCACUGUUUGAUGAAGAAGGUGCAAAAAUUGUAAAUGAUUUGUUAGAUAAAGCGAAAAAAAACAAUGUCCAAAUUCAUUUGCCAGUAGAUUUUGUGACCGCCGAUAAGUUUGCAGAGAAUGCAACAGUGGGAGCAGCAGAUGUAGAGAAUGGUAUACCCGACGGAUGGAUGGGUUUAGAUAUUGGCCCAAAAUCGAGGGAUUUGUUUGCAGAACCCAUCAAGAGAGCAAAAGUUAUAGUAUGGAAUGGUCCAGCAGGAGUGUUUGAGUUUGAGAACUUCAGCAAAGGUACAAAGAGCUUGAUGGACAAUGUUGUUGAAGCUACAACUCGAGGAACGAUCACUAUUAUCGGAGGCGGAGACACGGCGACGUGCGCAGCCAAGUGGAAAACAGAAGAUAAAGUGAGUCAUGUGAGCACUGGUGGUGGUGCGAGUCUGGAACUUUUGGAGGGUAAAGUAUUACCUGGAGUUGCUGCCCUCUCUCCGUCGUAAAUUUGUGUCUUCAUAAUGAACAUAAUAUGCCAAUUAAAGGCCAAUUUUGUCAAAGAAAGCAUAGAGAUAUCAUGAUGUUUAUCAUUUUCAUAGAAAUUUAACGAGUAGCUGUUAUAAGGAAUAAAACUAUUCGUUGGAUUUAACGCUGGUAGGAUUAUUAUAAGAAACAAGAAAAAAUUAUCAACAUAAUCAUCAACUGUUUUGUUUUCAGAGUCCCCCAUUUCAUAAGAAAUAUUAAAAUUAUAUCUUUUCAGAUAUUUAGGUCUCCAUAUUACAAUUACAUUAGUGUAAAGUUGUAGAUAUACAUAAUGAAUCAAAUGUGCAUUAUAUAUAAUGUAAAAUAUAUUAGAAGAAUAUUAAACCGAUGUUAUAUAUUAGUUACUAAGAAAAUAAUUGUAAGAUGGAACAGUCACCGUUAUUAAAUAUAAUCGUCCGUGCACGGUAAAAUGUUCACUCAUAGUUUCGACACAAAUUUCAGAUUGCUCUGCAUCAUAUAAAAUUGUAAAUAUGUUAUGUUUUAUUUAAAUAUUAGUGUGAUUAUAUACUUUCGCUGAUAUAAUGUGUCAAAAAUAAAUUCCGAUAUCUUA